AUUUCAUUGAUUCGUUUACCAGGAUUAUAGCCUUGCAAAGAUGACAAUGGACGCUCUGCAACUAGCGAACACUGCCUUUGCAGUUGAUAUGUUCAAAAAACUAUGCGAGAAGGACAAAACGGCCAAUAUUAUUUUUGCCCCACUGUGUACCUCAACGUCUCUGGCUCUGGCAUAUAAAGCUACGAAAGGUGAUACUGCAGACCAAAUGAAACAGGUACUCCAUUUACAAGAUGUCAAAGAUGUUUCCUUUGGGUUUCAAACAGUAACUUCAGAUGUUUCCAAACUCAGCUCUUUCUUUGCACUGAAAAUGGUCAAACGGCUCUUUGUAGACAAGUCUCUCAAUCCUACCACAGACUUUGUCAACUCCACAAAGAGACCUUUUCCAUCUGAACUGGAGUUAGUGGAGUUCAAAGGAAAAACUGAGGAAACUCGACAGAAGAUCAACAAAUCUCUUUCAGAGCUAACUGAUGGCAAAAUGGAGAAUAUUUUGAAUGCAGAUAGUGUAAGUGACCAGACUCAGAUCCUCCUAGUUAAUGCAGCUUAUUUUGUCACAAACUGGAUGAAGAAGUUCCCAGAGGCAGAGAUCAAGGAAUGUCCUUUUAAAGUCAACAAGACUGAAACUAAACCAGUGCAAAUGAUGAAUCUGGAAGCUACUUUUUGCCUGGGCUAUGUAAAAGAAUUAAAUGUUGCCAUCCUUGAGCUUCCAUGCCUUAACAAACAUAUAAGCAUGCUCAUUCUGCUGCCCAAAGAGAUUGAAGAUGAGACCACCGGCUUGGAGCAGUUGGAAAAGGCACUCACCCCUGAGACAUUAUUACAGUGGACCAAUCCCAGCAUGAUGGCCAACACCAAAGUGAAUGUAUUUCUUCCAAAGUUUAGCGUGGAAGGUGAUUAUGACCUGAAGCCUCUACUGGAAAGCCUGGGGAUGACAAAUGUCUUCAAUGAGAGCGCAUCAGAUUUCUCUGAGAUGUGUGAGACAAAAGGUGUGGUUUUGUCAAAGAUCAUCCAUAAAGUCUCUUUGGAAGUAAAUGAACAAGGUGGCGAGUCCCGAGAGGUACCAGGAUAUCGGAUUCUGCAACACAAAGAUGAAUUUAAAGCUGACCAUCCAUUUAUCUUUUUGUUUAGGCACAACAAAACUCGCAACGUGAUUCUUUCAGGCCGAUUCUGUUCCCCUUAAGCAGGGCGUAUUCAUUAUGAAAAAGCACAAUUACAUUUAUGGUGGUGCAUGUUCUUGUAAAGCUUGGCAUCCUGACUAUCACCUUUGAAAGGAAAUCUAAGAGGUUCAUAUAUCAGCUGGGUAAUACAAUGUACUAUACAUAUGCAGCAGAACUA
Gymnogyps californianus (California condor) is the source of this 1329-nucleotide messenger RNA. It is a transcript of the gene SERPINB5, whose product is annotated as serpin family B member 5. Gene Ontology annotation, biological process: negative regulation of endopeptidase activity. The transcript has 7 exons. The coding region runs from base 41 to 1174 and encodes 377 amino acids. The record is from RefSeq and is a predicted model, not a curated record. Gene Ontology annotation, molecular function: serine-type endopeptidase inhibitor activity. Lineage: Eukaryota; Metazoa; Chordata; Aves; Accipitriformes; Cathartidae.